Trematomus bernacchii (emerald rockcod) is the source of this 2816-nucleotide messenger RNA. Its product is annotated as protein-methionine sulfoxide oxidase mical3a-like. The transcript has 21 exons. NCBI's taxonomy places the organism in Eukaryota, Metazoa, Chordata, Actinopteri, Perciformes, Nototheniidae. The annotation marks the transcript as partial. The record is from RefSeq and is a predicted model, not a curated record.
GACUUUGCCGACACCGCACAGCUUCUCUCGCGGUCCAACGUGGACCAGCAUGCAUUGCAGGCCUUCGCCCGCGAGGCCGCAGACUUCUCGACCAAUCAGCAGCUGCCGUCCCUGGAGUUCUCCUUAAACCAAAACAACCAACCAGACGUCGCCUUGUUCGACUUCACCUGCAUCUCUGCAGCCGAACACGCCGCUGUCAUCAGAGAGCGCCACGGACACCAGCUGCUGGUCUCACUGGUGGGGGACAGUCUGCUGGAGCCCUUCUGGCCAAUGGGCACAGGCAUUGCUCGAGGGUUCCUGGCAGCGCUGGACUCUUCCUGGAUGAUCAGCAGGUGGGCUCAGGGGGCGGAGCCUCUGGAGGUCCUGGCAGAGAGAGAGAGUCUGUACCGCCUCCUCCCUCAGGCGACUCCUGAAAACCUUCAGAGGAACUUCAGCCGGUUCUCCAUCGACCCUCAGACCAGGUACCUGAACCCCAAUCUGAGGAGCAUCUCACCUGAGCAGGUGAGACACCUGCUGGACACAGGCGAGGAGGCGGGGCUUCACCCUGACAGUGAUGACAUCACCGUCAGAGAGAGUCAGCUGACCCUGCACUCGCUGCUCAGUCCGUCCAUCAAGAGGAACGCCAAGGAGCAGAAAGGCACUCUGGGUAAAAGGACGGGUCCGGAUCUGCAGUCAUGUGACCUGAACGGCGAUGAAGGCAUCCAGGUGUGUGAGGAGGCGCAGGUGGGCGGGGCCAAAGUGCGUCUGCUGGCCAAUCAGCUGCAGGCGAAACUUGAUCAGCAUUCUACUUCCUGCCGGAGUCCAGCUUCUUCUUCUGCUUCUUCUUCUGCUUCUUCUUCUGCUUCUCCUGCGGCGGCCUCACGUCUACAGGAGGAGGAGGAGCCUGCAGGCGGUCCCCCUGAUGCAGCUCCGCCUCAGGCCUCAUGGAGACUGAGGAAGAGGACCCUUCAACAAGAACAGAUGAGUUUUAGGUUCAGAGAGAAGAUCAAGUCUCAGGAGCAGGUGUGCUUCUUCUGUGAGGCCCGUGUUUACCUGAUGCAGCUUCAAACGGCUGAAGGUGUGUUUUUCCACCGAAGCUGCUUCCUGUGCUCCAGCUGCUGCAGCGCCCUGAGGCCGGGGGGGGGGCACGGCUACGACCCGCAGCUGCGGAGGUUUUACUGUCUGCACUGUGACCCCCGCCUGAGGACCCAACCCCCCCCCCACCGAGUGUCUAUCGCGUCUCUGGGCCCCCCCCUCUCCGGGCGCCGGCGCUCCUCAGCUGUUUCUGUGAGGGAGGGGGGAGAGAGGAGCGAAGAGGAGGAGCCCCCCCAUUGGUCCAGAGAGGAAGAGUCGCAGCUGAGGGAGGAAGAGGAGGAAGAGUCGCUGCAUCAUUUCAAUUUCAGCCUGAAAAACGAGGAGGACAAAACCAGUUCAGAGUCGGGGAUGGAGGAGGGGAGCAGUGGGACUUCAGAAGAGAACACUUCAUGGAGGGAAACUGUGAAGAAACACCUGAGAGAGGAAGAGGAGGAGGAGGAGGAGGAGGAGGAGGAGGAGGAGGAGGAGGAAGGCAGUGAACAGGAGUCGAGUGACGCAGCAGGAAGUGGAACGCCUCAGUCUGAGACCUCGCCCCCAAGACAUGGCUCCGCCCCUGAUGAGGAACUGUCCCCGGCCACACAUGCCGUUGUCACGGAAACCGCUCCCAGGGGGCGGGGCUCGUUUGACGCCAUCACCCCAGAUCUGCCGCCAUAUAAGGGCGUGGGGUCAGAGACAGAGGGGGCGGAGUCUGAGGAGAGGAGGACAGUUGUUCCUGCUGACAGGAAGCAGAAGAAGACUUCAGCCAAUCAGAAGACAGCUACAGGCGAUGAUGUCAUUGAUAAACACCUGUCCAAACUGACCUCCGACCUCCAGAGGGUCUCAGUGAAGGAGAACCAGGAGAACCAGGAGAACCGGGAGAACCGGGAGAAUCCGCCGUACGUUCCUCACGCUCUGGCCUUCAAACGAGCAUACGCCAUUAAGAGGCGCUCCCUGAGGACCCCCGCCCCUCAAAGACGGACCACCUCAUGUCCCCCUCUGGCGUCAGGGGGGCUGUUUCUCCCCCAGGAGCUGUCGAUCCUCAGCCUGAAGGAGGCGCUGUUCCUGAGGGGGGGGGAGGAGGAGAAGGGGGUCAGGAGGCGGGUCCCGGGGGAGCGGAGGCGGAGACGGGAAGAGCUGCAGAGGCUGCAUCGAGCUCAGAUGAUCCAGAGGCAGCUGCAGCAGGCGGAGGAGCAACAGAAACAGCUGGAGGAGAGGGGGGUGGGGCUGGAGAGGGUCCUGAGGGGGGAAGCAGAGUUUUGGGGCGACUCCCCCGACAGCGAGGAUGUGGAGCUUCACCUGGAAGGUCUGGGGAAACUGGCCCGCCCGGCGCUGAUGCAGCAGUGGUUCCUGUUGGUCCAGCAGAAGAACUGCCUGCUCCGAUACGAGUCUGAACUCAUGAUCUCGGCCCGGGAGGUGGAGUUGGAGGACCGGCAGAGUCGCCUGCAGCAGGAGCUCCGAGACCAGAUGGCCGUGGAAGACCACCUGAAGCCGGAGGUCCAGCUGGUGGAGGAGGUUCUGGUCCUGCAGGAGCUGCUGGAGGUGGUCCAGCAGAGAGACUCUCUGGUGGCUCAGCUGGAGGAGCAUCGGCUGCAGGGCAGGCAGGAGGACCAGGACCUGGAGGGGGUCCUGAGCCAGGGACUCGGUCUCACCUGGCCUUGAACCAGAGGACCUGGAGGGGGUCCUGAGUAGUGUUAAUUUCGUUGACUAAAACUAUGACGAAAUAUGUUCGUCAACGACCUUUUUUUCCAUGACUAAAACGAGAC